AUAGCCUCGAGGAGAAACCGCGCGAGCUCCCUGUAAAAAAAUAAAAAAAAAUCCUGCCGCAUCGGUGAGAAGCAUGAAUGACUGGAGACGGAGCUUUCUGCUCGGCGGAAGGCUUCACAAAAGGGGGCCAUUGUUGCCCGCAGAUGCCCGUCACUGGCGCAGUCUCUCUUUGAGGGCUCUCCAAUAGCAGCGCGCGGCGAGGAGGGCGGAGCUUGCUGCCCCCCUCUUUCCCAUUCUCCCCCCUCCUCACCCACACCGGCUCAGUCAGUCAGUGUCCCACCGAAUUGGAAGAGCUCAAACCGAGCGGCGGAGCUCGGAGCGCACCGGUGAUGUUCUGGGGGCUGCUGGGUAGGUGAGGCAUGCGCGCGCGCGGGAGGUCCGGGCAGGUGUGAGACCUGUGGCGCUCCCUGGAGGGGGAUUUCUUUUUUUUCUUUCUUAUUGCCCGCGGCCGGACCUGGCACUCUCCAGCCACGCACGGACUGAUCCGACCGUCGGAGCAUGGAACACAAAGCCCGUGCUCGUGAGCGCGCCAGCCCCUUUCGGGAGCCUCUCCAGCUGACCGUGCGCUCGGACACCCCCUGGUCGCUUCGAUGAGGGCGCCUGCUCGGUGAUCCUCCUCUUUCACGCAGAUUGUUUUGUUUUUUGUUGGUCGCAUCCCGGAUUAAUCUGCCCCCCCUGGACGUCCUUUGUGACAAAGGGCUGAACAGAGAGAGUGCGCGGAGGGCGACAGAAGGGGGGGCUUUGGCUUCGCGAUGGCAGGCGGCCCGCCCGAAGCGCAGGACCACCCGCCGGAGAACGGCUUCACCCCGCUGGAGCGCCCGGCGCCCCGGCUGCUGCCGCACAUCGACGGCUGCGUGCUGCCGUCUCUGGGGGGCUUCGGGAGGCAUCAGAAGCAUCUGGUGGUCCUGACCUGGAUACCGGCAUUGUUCAUCGGCUUCAGCCAGUUCUCGGACCAUUUUCUCCUCGCGCAGCCCACCAGCACGUGCCUGCAGCCGCGCGGCGGCAACGCCAGCAACUGGACCGCGGUCCUCCCUCCGACGGCGUCCGCGAGCGGCUCGCCCGCGCGCCAGUUCAAAGGCAACGACAGCGCGGAGGAGCCGCCUUGCUCCUGCAAGGAGUGGAAGCUGGAGCUGCAGACGGGACUCAGGCAGAACGUGGUUACCAAGUGGAAUCUGGUCUGUGACUCGGCUUGGAAGGUCCAUAUUGCCAAGUUCUCCCUGCUUGUUGGCUCAAUUUUUGGCUACCUGGUGAUGGGUGUCAUGGCUGACUGGUUCGGUCGACACCCGGUGUUGAUCCUGUCGGUGCUUUUCAUGCUGGUGUUCGGUCUGACUGUAGCCUUCUCUGUAAAUGUCACCAUGUUCAGCACAUUGCGCUUCUUUGAGGGUUUCUGCUUGGCGGGCCUCGCUCUCUCCCUCUAUGUGCUCAGGAUUGAGCUUUGUUUGCCAGCCUGGCGCUUCUCCAUGACCAUGGUGGCCAGUUUUCUGAAGGUGGGCGGGCAGCUAUUGAUGCCAGGAGUAGCUGCUCUCUGCCACCAUUGGCCAAACCGGGAUGACUGGCAGGUGCUGCAGAUAGUCAUUAUCAGCCCUUUCGUUCUGAUGCUGCCCUACGUGUGGAUUUUUCCCGAGUCGCUGCGCUGGUUGCUGGCCACCCAGCACUACAAGCGAUCCAAAGAAAUGAUGCUGCGCAUCGCAAGGAAGAACCGGGUAGACAUGUCCACAGAACCAAGCGGACUUCUUACAGAACUGGAGCAGGAGUUGCACAAGAAACCCCAGCGGAGCUGCAUAGUCCGGAUGAUGAGCACCAGGAACCUGUGGAAGAACAUCGUAGUGCUGUGUGUCAACUCCCUGACAGGUUACGGGAUUCACCACUGCUUCGCUCGCAGCAUGAUGGACCCCGAGGCCCAGCCCACGGCGCUCUGCCACGCCGACUACUACACCAUGGCUGGCAUCGCUGUGGCCACCUGCCUGGCGCUUUGCCCCGCUGUGGGGCUGAUGGGUCGGCGUGGAGGGCUGCUCACUUUCAUGAUCAUAACGGCUCUGGCAUCACUGCUACAGUUGGGUCUGCUAAACUUAAUUGGGAAGUACAGCCUUCGCCACGACACAGUCCUGCGCGACACGCUGAACAGGAAGUUUUCGGUGGCCUUCUCAAUCAUCGGGAUGUUCUCCUCUCAUGCCGUCAGCACGCUCAGCAUUUUCUUUUGUGCUGAAAUCACCCCCACCGUCAUCAG
This is a messenger RNA of Oryzias melastigma (Indian medaka), 2227 nucleotides long. RefSeq names its product solute carrier family 22 member 23 (gene slc22a23b). Gene Ontology annotation, biological process: transmembrane transport. Gene Ontology annotation, molecular function: transmembrane transporter activity. Gene Ontology annotation, cellular component: membrane. NCBI's taxonomy places the organism in Eukaryota, Metazoa, Chordata, Actinopteri, Beloniformes, Adrianichthyidae. The record is from RefSeq and is a predicted model, not a curated record.